Homalodisca vitripennis (glassy-winged sharpshooter) is the source of this 767-nucleotide messenger RNA. RefSeq lists its product as uncharacterized. The transcript is spliced from 4 exons. Bases 168 to 611 code for a protein of 147 amino acids. The record is from RefSeq and is a predicted model, not a curated record. Lineage: Eukaryota; Metazoa; Arthropoda; Insecta; Hemiptera; Cicadellidae.
UGCCUUAAAAUGUGGCAAAUUAUGUUUCGCUUCAAGCAGCAAAAUCUCUUAUGUCAACAGCUGGUCGAAUGUGAAAUAUAAGCUAUUGUUUAAAAGUUGUAUGUAUUCUCUACUGAUUUGUGCUACUGCAAAAUGUCUUAUGUCUGAGAAGACUGGAAGAGAAGAAAAUGAUGCAAAGGGGAAAAUUGAUGGUCGAACUAGCAGAAAAAAGACUGUCUGUUAUAAAUGUGACCCUACCAGCUGCAAAUGAAGUGAGCGUUGCUGAAAACUUAGAGGAAGAUGUGCCUCUCACUGCAAGUAUAUCUGUCCCUACUGUUGCGACUGUGAACCUUCCGACUAUGAAAGAAACAAGACAUCGGUUUGGCUUGGCUGAUAAUAUAGAGCAUGGUGAACCAGACGUGGCUGCUGCUAAAGAGGGAAUACCAGUGCCGGUUGAAGUUGGCAGUUCUCCUCUUAUUGAUUUAGAGGAAGUCGACGAACAAGCAGUUGAAAUACCUCUUUCGUACAAGAAAGAGAAACUCAGAGGAACCAACCAAGAAUCUGCUAGACCUAGCCGAAAUAAAAAAAUCAAUAGGGAGAGAAAAAGUUCAGAAAAUUUUACAACAAACUGAUGAUAGUAUAAAUGAUCCCUUAUUUUCUUCUGAUUCAGAUGUUUAUGAGCCUAGUUCAAGCUCUAGUGAUGAAGAAUCCUGCUUUUCAAAAAGAAUUAAAGUAUUGAAAAAAGUACGUGAAAAACAAAACAUUUCUCCUCCUAUCAUUGCCGUAAA